AACGAAGUCUUUGUAAAUAUCAACAUGGUGGCGCAAAUCCAGCCUUCGUUCGAGGCUUUAAAGGCCAUCGUAGACUCUCAUCAGGAGUUGGAGACACAGCACAAUAUGUAUCCCAUCUACCAGUAUGUAAACAACAACGACUUGUCUGUUCACCAGGCUUACUUGAAGUUGGCCAAGUUGAACGACAAGGGUCGCUCACCUUCUUUCCUCUUUGAGUCGGCUGUUAAGGGUGACACUGUAGACAGAUAUAGUUUCAUCGGAGUCAACCCCAAGAAGGUCAUCAAGACAGGAGACGAUGAAUCCAAGUAUGCUGAAUCAUUUUGCAAUGUUGACCCUAUCACAGUGUUGGAGAAGGAAAUGAAAAACUACAACCAGGCACAAUUGCCCGGUUUACCUAAAUUCAGUGGUGGUGCUACUGGGUACAUCUCGUAUGAUUGUAUCAAGUACUUUGAACCUAAGACCAGAAGACCAUUGAAAGACGUAUUGGGUUUUCCUGAAGCAGUUCUCAUGCUUUGUGACUUAGUCGUGGCCUUUGACCACGUUUUCCAAAGAUUCCAGAUCAUCAACAAUGUCAGAGUAGGCGAAGGUGAAGAUCUUGCUACCAACUUCGCCAAAGCCGAAAAGGAAAUACAAGACGUAGAAAGGUUGUUGUCAUCAGAGUUUUCAAGCGACCUCAAUCCACAACAGCCUCCCAUCAAGCUUGGCCAGACAUUCACGUCGAAUAUCGGGAAGGAAGGCUACGAAGCCCAUGUGUCUAAUUUGAAGAAGCACAUCUUGUUGGGAGACAUUAUCCAGGCCGUGCCCUCGCAGAGAGUCGCCAGACCUACAUCCUUGCAUCCGUUCAACAUAUACCGUCAGUUGAGAUCAGUUAAUCCAUCUCCAUACUUGUUCUACGUUGAUUUGGUGGAUUUCCAGAUCAUUGGAGCUUCUCCAGAAUUGUUAGUACAAGCUGAUGCUAAGGGAAGAGUCGUUACACACCCCAUUGCCGGGACUAUUGCCAGAGGUAAAACCAACGAAGAAGAUGAAGCUAAUGCUGAAAUCUUGAGAUCGAGUUUGAAGGAUAGAGCCGAACACAUCAUGUUGGUGGACUUGGCCCGUAACGACAUUAAUAGAGUUUGCCAGCCUACCACCAACAAAGUGGACCGUUUGCUCACCAUCGAGAGAUUCUCACAUGUGAUGCAUUUGGUAUCUGAAGUCAGCGGAACUUUGAGAGAAGACAAGACCCGUUUUGAUGCGUUCAGAUCCAUCUUCCCAGCUGGUACUGUUAGUGGCGCUCCUAAGGUGAGAGCUAUGGAGCUCAUUGCCGAGUUGGAAAAGGAAAAAAGAGGUGUAUACGCUGGUGCUGUAGGCCACUGGGGCUACGACGGUAAGACCAUGGACACCUGUAUUGCCUUGAGAACCAUGGUGUACAAAGACGGCGUGGCGUACUUGCAAGCCGGUGGAGGUAUUGUAUUCGACAGUGACGAAUAUGAUGAGUAUAUCGAAACAAUGAACAAGAUGAAGGCCAACAACAACACCAUCGUGGUGGCUGAAGAGUACUGGGCUGAAAAGGUCGGUAUCCAAAAAUAGACAUCGAUGUGUACCAAUAUUCAUACAUAGUAAAUACAUUUAAAAGUUUAUUAAGCUUUGGGUGC
Molecule: messenger RNA, 1634 nt
Organism: Scheffersomyces stipitis CBS 6054
Lineage: Eukaryota; Fungi; Ascomycota; Pichiomycetes; Serinales; Debaryomycetaceae
Gene: TRP2
Product: anthranilate synthase
Exons: 2
Coding region: 25-1569 (514 amino acids)
Biological process (GO): L-tryptophan biosynthetic process
Molecular function (GO): anthranilate synthase activity
Source: RefSeq, a predicted model, not a curated record